Effrenium voratum is the source of this 513-nucleotide messenger RNA. The record is from the annotation of a GenBank genome assembly. NCBI's taxonomy places the organism in Eukaryota, Dinophyceae, Suessiales, Symbiodiniaceae.
AUGAGGCCCCCCCCGUCCAGGUCAAGGCACAGGCGCCGGCGCCUCCGGAGUUCAUUGCGCCCCCGCAGCCCCAGGGGGUUCCCCCGCCUUCGGCGGUGCCGCCUUCAGCGCCAGCGCCAGCGCCGCCGGCGCCAGCGCCCCUUUGGCCGCAGGAAGGCCGCCCCAAGGCAGCCGCAGCCGCAGCAAAAGCAGCAAGAGCCGCAGCAAAAGCGGGCGGCGCAGCCCCAGCCGGCGGAAGCGCAGCCGCAGCAGCCGCAAGCGAAGCCCCAGCCGGCGCAGGAAGCGGAGCCCGAGCCGCCGUCGGGACAGCCGGCGCCGCAGCCGGUCUCGGCGCCGCAGCCGGUCCCGGCGCCGCAGCCGGUCCCGGCGCCGCAGCCGCAGCCGGUCCUACCGGAGGCGCAGCCGUUCGCCGCGAAGAAGGCGGACCCCGCCCCGGCGCUCGCCGCCCCGGCGCUCGCCGCCCCGGAGAGGUGGGCAAGAGAUUUGUGGCGACUUUCGACGUGGCAAGUGUGA